CCAUAGUCAAAGUCUCAAAAUUCACAAAUAUCGUUUUGUCUCUCUUUCUUUCCUUUUCCCUUCCAAAUGCUAACUAAAACUCAUCAAACCUUUAUCACUCACUCUCACCAACACUUUCCAUUUCCACUUUUCUUCCAUCUAAAAUGUCCCUUCUCUUCCAUUUCCUUUUCCUUCUCCUCACUUUCCCCUCCAUUUCCUUCUCCGCCACAACAUGCCCCCUCAAUAUAACCAUCCUCCGCCACAUCGGCGACGGUUCAACACCUUCCAUCUCCUCCGGCACUACACAGUGCCAAACCGUCCUCCAAGCUCUCCAUCUCGUCCAAGCUGACUACCUCCGCCGCACCGGCUUCUUCGUCCCACCUCUCAACGCCUCCGAAGCAUGCUGGUCAUCUUUCCAAUCUUUCAUCGAUGAAUUUCAACCUAAUUUCGAUAUUCGUUCCACUUGCGGUUUUCAAACCUCGUGGAUCUCACAAGGUUGCCUCAACAUGACAACCAAAGAACAAUUUGAAAAAAAAAUUGCUAAACCUGCACUUCUAUCUCUUCAAUCGAGUUGUAACGUUUCUUUUGACAGAAACGAUGCUUGUGCUCUUUGCACACCUAAACGCUCUGUAGCGCUUACUUAUUUGACCGAAGUUACCGUCAGUAACGUCUCCGAUUGUAAUUCUUACACUGCCAUUUACGCCGCUUCACUUUCCGAUCACACUAGCGUCGGAGCUGCUAACUGUUUGUUUAAUCUUGAUUUUUCUUCUUCGUCCAAAUCUAGUAACAAGAAUCGUAAUCUUGUUAUUGCACUUGUUACGGUUUUUGCUUUCUUAGGAUUGUUGUUUAUUGUUGGAUUUUGGUUUUUUCUUAAACGGAGAAAGAGUAUGAAAGAGAAGGUGAAUCAUAAUAGGACUGAGAUUGUUGUACGUUUAGGUUCGGGUUUGGAUUCGAUGAAUCAGAGUACUACUUUGAUUAGGUUUAGUUUUGAUGAGAUUAAGAAAGCAACUAGGAAUUUUUCUAGGGAUAAUAUAAUUGGGAGUGGUGGUUAUGGAAAUGUUUAUAAAGGUUUGUUGAAUGAUGGAACUGAAGUUGCAUUGAAAAGGUUUAAGAAUUGUUCUGUUGCCGGUGAUGCUAGUUUUACUCAUGAAGUUGAAGUGAUUGCUAGUGUUAGACAUGUUAAUCUUGUUGCUUUAAGAGGUUAUUGUACUGCUACUACUAAUUUAGAAGGUCAUCAGAGGAUUAUUGUUACUGAUUUAAUGGAGAAUGGGAGUCUUUAUGAUCAUUUGUUUGGUUCUUCGAAGAAGAAGUUGAGUUGGCCUGUUCGUCAGAAGAUUGCUCUUGGCACGGCUAGGGGUUUGGCUUAUUUGCAUUACGGUGCUCAGCCUUCGAUUAUUCAUAGGGAUAUUAAAGCUAGUAAUAUACUUUUGGAUGAGAAGUUUGAAGCGAAGGUGGCGGAUUUUGGAUUGGCGAAGUUUAAUCCCGAGGGAAUGACUCAUAUGAGUACUAGAGUCGCUGGAACUAUGGGGUAUGUUGCUCCUGAGUAUGCUAUGUAUGGACAGUUGACGGAGAGGAGUGAUGUGUUUAGUUUCGGUGUUUUGCUUCUCGAGCUUUUGAGUGGAAGAAAGGCGCUUGAAACGAAUGAGGAUGGUCAACCCUCUGCUUUCAGUGACUUGGCUUGGUCGUUGGUUAGAAACAAUAGGGCCUUGGAUGUUAUUGAAGAUGGUAUGCCAGAACCUGGUACACCAGAAAUUCUCGAGAAGUAUGUGUUGGUUGCUGUUUUAUGUUCACAUCCACAGUUAUAUGCGAGGCCAACGAUGGAUCAGGUCGUUAAAAUGCUGGAGACAGAUGAUGAAGCAGUGCCAUCAGUAGUGGAAAGGCCAAUCCCUUUUAUUGCUGGGCGACUUGAUAUCGAGAAAUCUGCUAGCAGUAACUCGGGUCAGCUCUGCAGUCCUACUGGUUAUCAAGCAUAUACAUUGCAAUUACAAAGUCGCCGCGCUUCUACUUGUAAUGAAGUGGAAGAAAACUCGGAACGUGCUUCUAAUUGUAAGGAAGAGGAAGGAAACUCGAGACGUGCUUCAAAUUGUAAGGAAGAGGAAGGAAGCUCGAAACGUGCUUCUAGUUGUAAGGAAGAGGAAGAAUUGAUUUGAUGGCAAUAGAAUAUUAUCAAGUUUUGCAUAGUUUGAUGAAAUCAGAUCAGGUGACACUUUUAGAACUUAUUCCUGCCAAAUAUGACCAAUAACAAGGUUUGGCAUGU
Molecule: messenger RNA, 2236 nt
Organism: Medicago truncatula (barrel medic)
Lineage: Eukaryota; Viridiplantae; Streptophyta; Magnoliopsida; Fabales; Fabaceae
Product: probable LRR receptor-like serine/threonine-protein kinase RKF3
Exons: 2
Coding region: 144-2129 (661 amino acids)
Biological process (GO): protein phosphorylation
Molecular function (GO): protein kinase activity; ATP binding
Source: RefSeq, a predicted model, not a curated record